AUGGAAGCGCUAAAACCUCCCCAGCAGCUUGAUUUGGAGGCACAAAACCUCCCGCAGGUAUGGGCACUCUGGAAGGAAGAAUUGAUGUUAUAUCUUGACCUUGCCAUGGCUGACAAAGAAGAUAAGACAAAAGUAAAGAUGAUGCUGUACCUUGUUGGCAGUAAAGGGAGAGAGCUUUAUCAAACCAUAAAGCCAGCAACAGAGACCUUGGAGGAAGUUGUCAAGGCAUUUGACAAUCAUUGCAAUCCUCCCCGCAACGAGACUGUGGAUCGGUUUAAAUUCUUCACAAGGGAUCAGCAAGCUGGAGAGACAUUUGACACGUACUUGACAGCAUUGAAACUGCUGGCUGCCAACUGCAAUUUUUCUACGCUUGCAGAUGGUCUACUAAGAGACCGCAUUGUAUGUGGAAUUAGAGAGUCAAGCUUGAGAGAGAGGCUUUUGAGAGAAACGGCGUUGUCUUUGGAGGGGUGCAUCCAGAUUUGCCGUGCAUCCGAACUGACAAAGAGUAGAAUGGGUGUAUUAGAUGGAGACGCAGUGCAUGCAGUGAGGGAGUCCUCUAUCCAGCACUCCUCUCAUAAGCAGUCAACAAAGCAGAAGCCUGGAACCCGCAAACCACGUAAAUGUCGAUACUGUGGGCAAGAGCAUGAAUUCAUCAAGGAGAAAUGUCCUGCUUAUGGGAAACAGUGUGCACGAUGUGGGAAAUAUAACCAUUUCAAGAACCAGUGUAAGACCAUGCUGAGCAACGUACAUGGUGUUAGCAGAGAAGGAGAAGAGGAGGAUCCAGACUUCACUCUACAUGUGAUCACCCUUGAACCAGAAGAGAUAAAAAGUAUUCAAGAAAGGCCAAAGAAACGGAUCUUUGCAAACAUGAUGGUCCGUGGGCAUUCAGUGAGAUUUCAGGUAGAUUGUGGGGCAACCUGCAACGUGCUUCCUUCUUCAUGCAUUGACACAAGUACCAUGUCGCUUCAGCCUACCAAGGGAUUGCUGUCAAUGUACAAUAUGAGUACAGAACAACCAAUGGGAAAGUGCACGAUAGAAGUUGUCAAUCCCAAGAAUCAAGAGAUCUUUGAUGUGGAGUUCAUCAUUGUGGAUAAUGGGAAGCUGACUCCUAUACUGGGUAGUGAAACCAGUCAAUUGAUGGGCCUAAUCACCGUGCAACAUGAAAACAUCAUGGAGGUGACUGACUUGCCACGGCUGAGCUCAGCGGAGCAACUGAGCCAUGAGUAUUCUGAUGUGUUCGAUGAUAGAGUUGGGAAGCUACCUGGCCAGUACAAGAUAGAACUGGACCCAACAGUAAAACCUGUUGUGCAUCCUCCAAGACGGGUACCAGUUGCUAUUAAAGAGAGACUGAAAGCUGAGCUAGUGAGACUGGUAGAAGCAGAUGUUGUAGCCCCAGUCGAUACUCCAACAGAAUGGGUCUCCAGUCUUGUGUGCGUCAACAAACCUAACAACAAAUUGAGGGUUUGUCUAGACCCUCAGGACCUGAACAAAGCAGUCAGAAGGAACCACUACCCAAUGAAGAUAAUAGAAGACAUCUUGCCAGAUUUGUCCAGGGCAAAGGUGUUUUCAGUAGUCGAUGCAAAGAAUGGGUUCUGGCACGUAGAACUUGAGGAGGACAGCUCGUACCUAACUACAUUCAACACCCCGUUUGGGCGUUACAGAUGGAAGAGGCUGCCAUUCGGUAUUGCAUCGGCACCAGAGGAAUUUCAGCGUAGGCUAGAUGAAGCACUAGAAGGUCUGCAAGGAGUAAGAACAAUAGCAGAUGACAUCCUGGUGUAUGGUGAGGGUGACACAAUGACAGAUGCAGAAGUAGACCAUGACACCAAGCUGAGAGCUUUGAUGGAACGAUGCAGGGAGAAAAAUCUGAAACUCAACAAACAGAAGUUGAAAUUCAAAAGGAAAGAUGUGUCUUUCAUGGGUCACCUGAUAACUGAGGAAGGAUUGAAACCAGACCCAGCAAAGGUAAAGGCAGUGAGAGACAUGCAGAAUCCAACAGAUGUUGCUGGGGUACAACGCUUUCUCGGAUUUGUAAAUUACCUGAGUAAGUUCCUCCCCAACCUGAGUGAGAUGUGUGAACCUCUCAGAUCACUAACCAAGAAAGAUGUAGAAUGGUGCUGGCUGGACGUGCAUGAUGCUGCAGUCAAAAGCAUCAAGGAGGCUGUGACAUCAGAACCAGUUCUGAGGUACUUUGACAAGGACAUAGGGCUCGUUCUGCAGGCAGAUGCUUCAGAAAAGGGCCUGGGAGCAGCCAUCCUGCAGAAAGGUCAACCGAUAGCGUAUACAAGUAGGGCGCUCACUGAGGCAGAGAGUCGCUAUGCACAAAUAGAAAAGGAGUUGCUUGCAGUUACCUUUGGACUGGAAAGAUUCCACCAAUAUACCUAUGGAAGGAAGGUGACUGUUCAAAGUGAUCACAAGCCAUUGGAGAUCAUUGCAAAAAAAAACAUGCAUCAAGCUCCCAAAAGGCUUCAGAGACUCAUCCUUCGCUUGCAAACUUAUGAUGCUGAUAUCAUUUAUCAUCCAGGCAAGCAGAUGUACAUUGCUGACACGCUAAGCCGAGCGUAUCUUCCUGUGUUGGAAGUGGAUGGAAAACAGACAGAGAUGGAGCAGGUCAACCUGGUGGAUCACCUGCCAAUUGCAAGACCUCUGCUGGAAGAGUUAAAACAGUGCACAGCAAAGGAUGAGGUGAUGCAAGAGAUACAGGCAGUAGUAAUGAAUGGAUGGCCAAUGAGGCAACAGGAUCUUCCAUCUGGUGUCAUACCCUAUUUUCACAUACGGGAUGAGUUAAGCAUCGCCAAUGGUCUCAUCUUCAGAGGUGAAAGGGUAGUGAUACCAAAGAGCAUGAGACAAGGCAUGAUAGAACGACUACAUGCAUCACAUCUAGGGGAAAGCAGUUGUCUGAAGAGAGCACGAGAAUGCCUCUAUUGGCCCAAUAUGAACAGUGAAGUAAAGAACUACAUACAAAGAUGUGAUGUAUGUAGAGCCAUGGGAACCAGACAGCAGAAGGAGCCGCUAAAGCAACAUGAGAUACCGGAGAGACCUUGGGCCAAAGUUGGUGCUGAUCUGUUUGUCCUCGACUCACGUGACUACCUUGUUAUAACAGAUUACUACUCCAACUUCAUUGAGGUGGACUAUCUGACAACUACAACUUCAUCUGGUGUGAUACACAAAAUGAAAGCCCAAUUUGCCAGACACGGAAUUCCAGAGGAAGUUGUAACAGAUAACGGCCCACAAUUCACUUCUGAUGAAUUUGCCAAGUUUGGAGCCAAGUGGGAAUUCAAGCACACAACUACAUCUCCACUUUAUCCUCAGGCAAAUGGGAAAGUGGAAAAUGCUGUGAAGACUGCCAAGUCACUACUCAAGAAGGCUAAGGAAGGACACAAUGACCCAUAUCUGAGUUUGUUGGCAUUCAGAAACACGCCAACACCAGGAUUCUCCUCUAGUCCAGUGCAGCGUUUAAUGAAUAGAAGAACCCGCACUACCCUACCAACAACUGCGAAGUUGCUUGAACCUGCAGUUCCCACUGGUGUGAAAGAACAGAGGGAGAAGACAAAGGAGAAACAAGCUCAUCACUACAAUCGCUCAGUCAAAGAACUGCCUUCAAUGAAACCAGGAGAUGUAGUUCGCAUCCAACCCCACAAUAGGCAAAGGGAGUGGCGCAGAGCGAAGGUCCUUCGUAUGGCAACAGAACCACACUCAUAUGUGGUGAUGACAGAGGAUGGAGCUACAUAUCGUAGAAAUCGCAGACAUCUGCGAUUAGUGUGUGAAACCUGGAGUCGUCGUGAACCAGAUGAUGGAGUGAUGAUUGAACCAAAUAAGCAGACAAACCCAGAUGAUGAGUGUGAUGACCGAUCUGAAACACAAGAGAGGCAGGAAGUAAAGACAAGAUGUGGUCGCACUAUCCACCCCCCUGCCUAUCUCCGAGACUUUGUGAAGUAA
Lytechinus variegatus (green sea urchin) is the source of this 3936-nucleotide messenger RNA. RefSeq lists its product as uncharacterized. NCBI's taxonomy places the organism in Eukaryota, Metazoa, Echinodermata, Echinoidea, Temnopleuroida, Toxopneustidae. The transcript has a single exon. Gene Ontology annotation, biological process: DNA integration. The coding region runs from base 1 to 3936 and encodes 1311 amino acids. The record is from RefSeq and is a predicted model, not a curated record. Gene Ontology annotation, molecular function: nucleic acid binding.